UGCCCCAUUACCCAAGAGAAAAAUCAGAUCUUCAAGGAAAGCCAGCAGGUGGAGCCAUCUAAAUUUCACGGGUUAUGCUGUUCCAGAGGGCAAGUGCUACAACAGAGAAGAGCCUCCUGAGUCUCACGAGAUGACUUUGUUUUAUAGAGAGAAUCCAGACCAUGCUUAACUUUUCGAAUUUUGUGGGUUAGUCAGAAACAAUUGGAAAAAGGCAGUUCCACAAAUAGCCUGGCCCUGGGAUAUGGAGGAUUGUAUAGAUGGAAUUCAGCAGCCUGAAUUGUACUCAGCUUAUUUUAUUCUUCCGAUUCAGGAGACUUCACUGCCUGUUAUUCUCCAGGUAAACCCUUGUAGCCGCUAAAGUGAUCCUACCAAGAGUCUUUCUCAAUCUUAUUUCACUAGGGAUAAAGAUAUAUAGCUGAGAUGAUACUUAAUCCCAUGUUGAUAGACGAUGUCACCCAGCAGUUAAUGUAGAUGUUAAAUAGGAAUGGAGAAAAUAUGGAGCCUUGUAAGACCCUGCAAACCAGAAUCUAGGGCUAGAUCUCUCCUGUCCUGCCACCAUUGAUUGCAAUUGCCCCUGCAGGAAGAAGAACUAUCACAAUGUGUGCCAACCCACUCCCAAAUCCUGGAAUCAGUCCAGAGGAAACCAUGAUUGAGGAUGCUGAAAGCCGCUGGGAGAUUAAGAAAGAUCAGACUGGAUGCUCCUGCCCAUUUUGAUCUGGCCAGAUAUUCAUAAAAUGGCUGGCAUAGAUGGAGAAAGCAUUGGGAACUGUCCAUUCUCACAGCGUCUUUUCAUGAUACUUUGGCUCAAAGGGGUUGUAUUCAAUGUAACCACAGUUGAUCUGAAAAGAAAGCCUGCUGAUUUACAUAAUUUAGCUCCUGGGACCCACCCACCAUUUCUGACUUUUAACGGAGAAGUCAAGACAGAUAUAAACAAGAUUGAGGAAUUUUUGGAGGAAACUCUUUCACCUCCAAAAUAUCCUAAGCUUGCAGCCAAGCAUCGUGAAUCUAAUACUGCAGGCAUAGACAUAUUCUCCAAAUUCUCUGCGUUUAUCAAAAAUACAAAGCAGCAGGACAAUAACAGUCUCGAGAGAGGGUUAACAAAGGCUUUGAAGAAACUGGAUGACUAUCUGAGAAAUCCUUUGCCUGAAGAGAUAGACACAAGCAACACUGAAGAGGAAAGAGUGUCAAAACGCAAGUUUCUUGAUGGGGAGGAGCUGACCCUUGCAGACUGUAACCUCCUGCCCAAGCUUCAUGUUGCCAAGAUUGUAACAAAGAAAUAUCGAAAUUAUGAAUUCCCAGCAGAAAUGACAAGACUGUGGCAAUACCUGAAUAAUGCUUAUGCUCGGGAUGAAUUCAUCAACACUUGUGCUGCAGACAAAGAGAUUGAAAUAGCUUAUGCAGAAGUAGCUAAACGCCUUUGCAAAUCAUAAUCAGAAUCAGCAAGAUCCAUUUCUCCAAAGAGUUCCUGUUUUAUAGAUGCUUCUCCAUGAAUGCCUUCAAAUAUAUAUGUAUGGAAGUUGGAUAACUUUAAUGAAAUUGAUAACUUUUCUGAAUGCAUCUUGACCAAUAUUUCACUGAUGAAAUACUGGGUGAAGACAAUGUGGAAUAGAGAAAGCACAACUCCAAAUUAUUAUGUUUUAUCAUUUAUGAUUUGGCGGGAGUACUUGGAGAGGGGGGGAACCUUCCCUUUUCCUAGAGAAAAUGUAGGACAGCAGAAAACAUUUCUGAAAUCUCUACCAAUAAACUGGGACAAAUGUUA
This is a messenger RNA of Pantherophis guttatus, 1759 nucleotides long. The record is from RefSeq and is a predicted model, not a curated record. NCBI's taxonomy places the organism in Eukaryota, Metazoa, Chordata, Lepidosauria, Squamata, Colubridae.